This is a messenger RNA of Aspergillus homomorphus CBS 101889, 1239 nucleotides long. Its product is annotated as NuoB/complex I 20 kDa subunit family protein. Gene Ontology annotation, biological process: aerobic respiration; electron transport coupled proton transport; mitochondrial respiratory chain complex I assembly. The transcript has 4 exons. NCBI's taxonomy places the organism in Eukaryota, Fungi, Ascomycota, Eurotiomycetes, Eurotiales, Aspergillaceae. The record is from RefSeq and is a predicted model, not a curated record. Bases 234 to 920 code for a protein of 228 amino acids. Gene Ontology annotation, molecular function: quinone binding; 4 iron, 4 sulfur cluster binding; NADH dehydrogenase (ubiquinone) activity.
UGUCCAUCAGUAUGCGGCGACAACUGUAUUAUUACAGUAAAACAAUCAAAGAGUAAUCCAUUGGUACCAUCAGUGCAGAACAGCCAUCCAAAUUAACCCUUUUACUUUGCCAUUAUCUCAUUGCCACUGCGACUUGCAACCUUACCGUUACACCCUCAUCCCCUGUAUUGCUGCUAUUUGAACACGGCGAGGAAGCCUAUCCUUCAGAAGCGCUUCAGGAGCUUCUUACCACCAUGUUUCCUUUCACCGGGCGCGCUGUCUUAGGCGCUUUGCAUGUGCGACCACGUGCGGCAUCAUGCCUCUUCCGGCCUCAGCAAAUGUCACGGCUUUCAACAUCAGCUAUCAAAUCGGCGACAGCACUCGAGCGGCAGCAGCAGUCUGGCCAGCAUCUCACUGCUUCUGGCAAGGUACGACAAGAGGUACCAUUGCCUAGCCAGGAGAAGAAGGAGGGUGCAAUGCAAUAUGUGCUGACUACUCUUGACCAAGUUGCCAAUUGGGCACGGCAGAGCUCGCUCUGGCCCAUGACCUUUGGACUUGCCUGCUGCGCCGUGGAGAUGAUGCAUCUUUCGACACCGAGAUAUGACCAAGAUCGCCUGGGAAUUAUUUUCAGAGCUUCUCCACGACAGUCCGAUGUCAUGAUCGUAGCUGGUACCCUGACAAAUAAGAUGGCGCCCGCUCUUAGACAAGUUUACGAUCAGAUGCCUGAUCCUCGAUGGGUCAUCAGUAUGGGAAGCUGUGCGAAUGGUGGGGGGUACUAUCACUAUAGCUACUCCGUUGUUCGUGGGUGCGACAGGAUCGUGCCCGUGGAUGUCUAUGUCCCUGGAUGCCCGCCCACGUCCGAGGCACUAAUGUACGGAAUCUUUCAACUUCAAAAGAAGAUGAGACACACCAGGAUCACACGCAUGUGGUACCGUCGUUGAGUUCGCAGUCUUCGAGCCAAGUACUGUGUUGGUGUCAAGUUAGUUGAAUUAGGGGUUCAAAUAGCGGCGAAAACUUUUCUACCAGAAAGAUGAACUCAAGAACUUUUCGUUUUUUUAAAGAGCUUAUACACGUGACAUACUAUUUACACUAGGCGGUUUCUAGUAUCCUAUGUGAAACAUGUGAAGAUUGAUGUGUUUGUAAGUAUACGCUUGGCCAUCUGAAUAUACACCCUUGAGGGGUGGUUACCCAUUCACCACAACGCCUCCAUUUGGAUGCAAGCAUUGCCCAGAAAUAUAGCUACUGUCCAUACUCGCAAGG